This is a messenger RNA of Cucurbitaria berberidis CBS 394.84, 2189 nucleotides long. Its product is annotated as mitochondrial precursor protein. Gene Ontology annotation, cellular component: mitochondrial outer membrane. The record is from RefSeq and is a predicted model, not a curated record. Gene Ontology annotation, molecular function: protein binding; protein-transporting ATPase activity. Bases 178 to 2097 code for a protein of 639 amino acids. NCBI's taxonomy places the organism in Eukaryota, Fungi, Ascomycota, Dothideomycetes, Pleosporales, Cucurbitariaceae. Gene Ontology annotation, biological process: intracellular protein transport. The transcript has 4 exons.
GAAGUAUGCACUGAUAGAUGCUGAUGACGUCCCCAUUGAAAGCUCAGGCCAGGACCCAAGCUCCCUAGCCCAAACUUUUCGACACAGCCUAUCCAUCUGCUGCAACAACAGUCGCUGAGCAUUGCGUCCCCCGUCCCUUCACCCCUCCAUCUCUUUAAUACUCGCCCUGAUAUCACCAUGGCGCCGACCAACGCCCCUCUGCCCAACUCGCCGGGUCCCUUCCCAGUUCAAAUUCCCGUGGACCAAGGCACAAGUUCACUGUGGGACCGACUUUCAAACUGGGCCUCGGAGAACAAGGGCGUUGUUUAUACGAUUGCGGGCAUAACAUUAGUGGUGGGCGCUGGCGGUGCUGUCUACUACUUCUCGAAUGCCGAUUCGAGUUCAGACGGUGGCGCGACUGAGUCUUCGGCGAACAAGCGGAAGAGGCAGCGCGAGCGAAAGCGCGCAAAGGAGAGGGCGGAGAAGGGCUCUGCUACGGAUAAGGAGAGCACAUCAGAGACAGCGAGUGAACCCAAGAAGGCCUCGGUAACGGCGACGAGCGAGGAUGAGUUGCCAGACGUUGACGAGAGCUCCGUGGGCGCUCUGUCAGAAGAGGAGCGAAAGGACUAUGCGGCCAAGCUCAAGGCCGCAGGCAACAAGGCAUACGGCUCAAAAGACUACAAUCGCGCCAUCGACCUCUACGCCAAGGCCAUCCUUUGCAAGCAAGACCCCGUCUUCUACUCAAACCGCGCUGCCUGCUACAAUGCCAUGUCAGACUGGGACAAGGUCAUCGAGGACACCACGGCCGCCAUCAACCUCGACAACGAGUACGUCAAGGCCCUAAACCGGCGAGCGAAUGCAUACGAGCAGGUCGAGCGCAAUAGCGAGGCUCUGCUCGACUACACUGCCAGCUGCAUCAUUGAUGGCUUCCGCAACGAGAACAGCGCCCAGAGCGUGGAGCGUCUACUUAAGAAGGUGGCCGAGACCAAGGGCAAGGCCAUUCUAACAUCCAAAGAGAAGAAGCUCCCAAGCCCAACCUUUGUCACAAACUACCUGCAGAGUUUCCGACCGAAGCCACCACCAGCGGGUCUGGAAGACGAUGCGGAGCUAGAAGAGGAGAGCGGAAAGGGCCAAUUGCGCAAGGGAUUGAAGGCCAUGGCCACCAAGACGGGAGAGGGCUAUACCGAAGCCGCGGGAGCCUUCGACCGCGCGCUUGAGCUCGGAGAUCUCGGAGAGCACGAGGCUUUCGCGUACAACAUGCGCGGAACCUUCAGCUACCUCAAGGGUGAUAACGAGGAUGCCCUCAAGGACAUGGACAAGAGCAUUGAGUUGCAACCCACACUGACACAGAGCUUCAUCAAGCGUGCCAGCAUGCACCUGGAGCUGGCCAACCCCGAAGCCGCCGAAGCCGAUUUCGCUGCUGCCCUAGAGCAAAACUCGAACGACCCAGAUAUCUACUACCACCGCGCACAACUCCACUUCAUCAAGUCAGAAUUCGGUGAGGCUGCCAAGGACUACCAGAAAUCUAUCGACCUGGACAAAGACUUCAUCUUCUCGCACAUCCAGCUCGGCGUCACACAAUACAAAAUGGGCAGCAUCGCCUCUUCAAUGGCUACUUUCCGCCGCUGCAUGAAGAACUUCACUCAAGUCCCAGAUGUAUACAACUACUACGGCGAGCUCCUCCUCGACCAGCAGAAGUACCAAGAAGCAAUCGAGAAGUUUGACACGGCUGUUGACAUGGAGAAGACAUCCAAGCCCCUGGGAAUGAACGUCUUGCCACUCAUCAACAAGGCGCUCGCACUCUUCCAGUGGAAGAAUGACUUUUCCGAGGCAGAGAAGCUAUGCGAGAAGGCGUUGAUCAUCGACCCGGAAUGCGACAUUGCGGUUGCGACUAUGGCGCAGUUGCUGUUGCAGCAGGGCAAGGUUACGGAGGCGUUGAAGUAUUUCGAACGCGCGGCUGAGUUGUCGAGAACAGAGGGUGAGAUUGUCAAUGCCUUGAGUUAUGCGGAGGCGACAAGGACACAGCUUGAGGUGCAAGAGAAAUACCCCAAGCUUGCGUCAAGACUAGGCGCCAUGGGCGGCGGAGCAGGCGGAGCAGGAUUUGGCGCGAUGCGGUAAACCCCGUACAUUUCGCCUCUUCUCCACUUUGUUCCCAAUCUGUACUUACCACUCUAUUGGACGUUCUGGCAAAAGGACAGUUGAAACGGCGU